UGGGUGUCUUCGGCAAACGCCUGAAGAAAAAGCGUCCAUUCAUGUACUGCGCAGAGAAAGGUGUUGAAUGUCUUUCAUUACUGAAGUGUGUUUUUAUUAUAUCUUCUACGGUUGAUCACUUUCUCGUCUUUAAGGGUGGUGUGACAUUUUAAUGAGAACAUUAAAAGCUAGUUGUGAUUUGUUUUAAGCUAACGUCAUAAGCAUAAAGCAUGGACUGCAGAGUUCUGUCAGUUCAGAGUCAUGUUGUCAGAGGAUAUGUGGGAAACAAAUCUGCAUCGUUCCCUUUGCAGGUGCUGGGCUUUGAAGUGGACACUAUAAACUCUGUGCAGUUCUCCAAUCACACAGGAUAUGAGCAUUGGAAAGGUCAAGUGAUGACUGCGGAUGAACUGCAUGUCCUGUAUGAAGGGAUCAAGCUCAACAAUGUGAACCAUUACGACUAUGUGCUCACAGGAUACACUAGGGAUGAUUCCUUUUUGGAAAUGGUGGUGGAUAUUGUACAGGAGCUGAAGAGGGCAAAACCAGACCUGGUAUAUGUGUGUGAUCCGGUGCUGGGUGAUAAUGGGGCUAUGUAUGUUCCCGAGAACUUGCUGCCCAUCUACAGGGACAAAGUAGUUCCGGCUGCUGACAUAAUCACUCCCAAUCAGUUUGAAGCAGAGCUCCUCACUGGUAGAAGCAUAAGUACAGAAAAAGAUGCAGUUGAAGUGAUGAACCUGCUGCAUUUGAUGGGUCCAGACACAGUGGUCAUCACCAGCUCUGACCUGCCCUCUCCUCUGGGGGAUCAGUAUCUGGUCGCCCUGGGGAGCCAGAAAAGAGUGAGAGCAGAUGGAACCAUGGUGACCCAGCAGAUACGUAUGGACAUCCCCAGGGUAGAUGCUGUGUUUGUGGGAACAGGAGACUUGUUUGCUGCGAUGCUGCUGGCGUGGACACACCACCACCCAAAUGAUCUCAAGACGGCCUGUGAAAAGACGGUUUCCGUCAUGCACCAUGUCAUUAAGAGGACUAUUACUUACGCAAAAGAGGUGGCCGGUCCUGAUCGGAAGCCCACUCCUGCUCAGCUUGAGUUACGGAUGGUCCAGAGUAAAGCAGACAUUGAGGAUCCUGCCAUAGUUUUAAAUGCUGUUGUAUUGUAGUGUUUUACCCUUACAUCCUGUACUAGACAAUAUGAAUGUCAGAUAUUUAACAGCUAGAGUUUACAGUCACACUGUGGAUGCUGGAAUGCUCAUCUUUUAUGCUGUAGUGUUAUAAAUUCUUUUAUAACAAUAAUGUACUUAGAAUUGAAACUGUGACUUCUGGUACUUUAUAGUGCAUUAAUGCAGGUACUGCAUCCAAAAACUAACAUGUGACCUUAUGUUAUUAUCUUCACAUUCCAGCCAUAAUGUGCAUGUGACUAUCCAUCCAUUACUAGUAUUUUACAAUGAUUUGAUUAUGCAUGUGUCCAUCUGAAUGAAGCAUUAUAAUGAUUUUUUUUUUACAUUAAGAAAAUGUAUUUAACAUAUCAGUGUUGUCUAACAUUUGAUUCAGUCUGUCAUACUUAAACAUAUUUGAUCUGUUAGUCCUAUUAUUUCAUCAGAAUGACUGUACAAGCCCAGUCAGGCCAAGUUUGAGAAAAUUGUCUAUUAAAAGUGUCUAUUAAAUAAUAAAAAGGAAUUGUCUGUACUAAGAAAGUGCCUUGAAAUGCUGCUGUAGUAGAUAUUAAACUAAACAUGUAUUUAUCUUUGUAAUAGUUAGCAAUAAUUGCUCAGACAACUAACAUUUUAACUAUAUUGUAAUAAAAUGAUUCUAAUUUUUAUUCA
Molecule: messenger RNA, 1793 nt
Organism: Ctenopharyngodon idella (grass carp)
Lineage: Eukaryota; Metazoa; Chordata; Actinopteri; Cypriniformes; Xenocyprididae
Gene: pdxka
Product: pyridoxal (pyridoxine, vitamin B6) kinase a
Exons: 11
Coding region: 210-1130 (306 amino acids)
Biological process (GO): pyridoxal 5'-phosphate salvage
Cellular component (GO): cytosol
Molecular function (GO): pyridoxal kinase activity
Source: RefSeq, a predicted model, not a curated record